Messenger RNA from Spinacia oleracea (spinach), 3265 nucleotides. Its product is annotated as AMP deaminase. The transcript has 19 exons. The record is from RefSeq and is a predicted model, not a curated record. NCBI's taxonomy places the organism in Eukaryota, Viridiplantae, Streptophyta, Magnoliopsida, Caryophyllales, Amaranthaceae. Gene Ontology annotation, cellular component: cytosol. Gene Ontology annotation, molecular function: AMP deaminase activity. The coding region runs from base 318 to 2969 and encodes 883 amino acids. Gene Ontology annotation, biological process: AMP metabolic process; IMP salvage.
GGACUUAUAAAAACCAAUACAUCAAACUUUGUACUCCGUAGUUUGUAGUGGUCUUGCAAUUUGUCACUAUACAUCAAACUCCUGCCAAAAAGAUUAAAAAAAAAAACUCCUGCAAAAAAAGCAAAAAUUCAGGUUUAUGUUUUCUUCACACGUACACUCCCAAUAGCAGUGUCUUCUUUACAAAACCCUGAGAAUGCCGUAAACCUAACCAACAACCCAGAAAAAUUUCCUCCAUUUUUCAACAAUCUGAACACAACCCAUUUCAGUUCAAGAAAAUCCCACCAAAACCCAGAAAGUUUAACAAGAGUUAUUUAACAAUGGAACCUUCACCUUCAAUGGUUCAUUUAGCAAUGGCGGCGUUUUUUGGUGCUUCAUUAAUGGCAAUAUCCGCUUUGUUCAUCCACAAGCGCAGUGUCGAUCAAAUCCUUGAACGAUUAAUCGAGGAACGCCGCCGAAAGGCGGUGUACCGCGACGUUAGAUUGAUGGACGGUGAGGUGGAAGAAGUAGUAGCUAUAGCAGAAGUAGAAGAAGAAGAAUUGGGGUUAGAAGAAGAUUACGGGGUAGAUGACAAUGAAGGGUUGGAUUUUCAAGAUGAUGAUGAGGAAGAGGAGAGAGAAAUUAGGGGGCAAGUUUGGGGUGUUUCUCAGGGUAAAAGUGGAAUUGAAGAAAAUUUGGAUAUGAAUUUCAUUCCUAGUUAUGCGAUUUCUUCAUCAGUUCCUAAUGUUGGAGGGUUUUCCAAUGAUUGGUUAGAAGAUGAUAAUAACAAUCAUGGUUUAGCUUCUUCUCUUGAUAAAUCACAUUUGCCACUGCUUCAGAGAUAUCUCAAAAAUGUAGAUGGUUGCACAUCGAAUGCUUUGGAAAAUACAGUUACUUCCAACGAGCAAGCCAAAGAACUUAACGACGGAGAUACAAUUUCUUCUCAAGUGAUCAAUGAUAAUUCUGCGGAUUCUGAAAGUAAAGUGACAGUUCAAAAUUCACUUCCUUUGCCGGUUGGAUAUGAAAACUGCAACAGUAUGCAAGAUCAGAAAUCCAGAGUUGCUGCUUGUGAGCGAAAAGCUAUUUUAGAUUUACCUGCUAAUGUAGAGUUAGACAUGCCUUCAACUGGGGCCGGAGGCAAUGACUUUAGUGCUGAAGCCAUUCUACCACUUAAAACUGCAAUGCCUGUGCCUUUAAACAUGGAAGAGGAGGAAGUCCAAAGAUUGCUUCGUGAUUGUUUAGAACUUCGGGAGGCAUAUGUUUACACAGAGCAAGUUGCACCAUGGAACAAACCAGUGGAUGCAACUGCAUCAGGAAAGAUUGACGGUCCUUUUCACUUUUCUCCAGUUGAGAAAAGUCAUCAUGAUUUUAGGAUGGAAGAUGGCGUUGUACAUGUAUAUGCAAGCAAAGAUGAUACUGAAGAGCUUUUCCCUGUUCCAAGUGCAACGCAAUUCUUCACUGACAUGCAUCAAGUUUUAAAGGUUGUUUCAAAUGGAAAUGUCAAUUCCGCAUGCUACCAUCGAUUACGGUUCCUUGAGGAGAAAUUUCGUCUUUAUCUGUUAGUAAAUGCAGACAGGGAAUUUCUGGCUCAAAAGAGUGCGCCACAUCGUGAUUUUUACAAUAUUAGAAAGGUUGAUACACAUAUCCACCAUUCUGCUUGCAUGAAUCAGAAGCAUCUUCUCCGGUUUAUAAAGUCCAAGUUGAGAAAGGAACCUGACGAGGUUGUCAUUUUUCGGGAUGGAAAGUACCUCACGUUAAAAGAAGUUUUCGAGAGCUUGGACUUGACAGGGUAUGAUUUGAACGUCGACUUGUUGGACGUACAUGCUGAUAAGACCACCUUUCAUCGAUUUGAUAAAUUCAAUCUCAAGUACAAUCCCUGUGGACAAAGUAGACUCAGAGAAAUAUUCUUAAAGCAGGACAAUCUCAUCCAAGGACGUUUUCUGGCAGAAGUAACAAAAGAAGUUUUAGUUGAUCUCGAAGCCAGCAAAUACCAGAUGGCAGAGUAUAGGAUUUCCGUAUAUGGGAGGAAGCAAAGUGAAUGGGACCAGCUAGCGAGUUGGUUUAUCAACAAUGAAAUCUACAGUGAAAAUGCAGUUUGGUUGAUCCAGCUUCCGAGACUGUACAAUGUGUACAAGAACAUGGGAAUUGUUACCUCAUUCCAGAACAUCAUCGAUAAUAUAUUCAUCCCACUCUUUGAGGCCACAAUUGAUCCAAAUUCUCAUCCUCAGCUACAUGUGUUCUUGAUGCAGGUUGUUGGGUUUGAUCUUGUAGAUGACGAGAGUAAACCAGAGAGGCGACCAACCAAACAUAUGCCCACACCAGCUGAAUGGACUAAUGAAUUCAAUCCUGCAUUCGCAUAUUACACAUAUUACGUUUAUGCGAACUUGUAUACCCUUAAUAAGCUUCGCGAAUCAAAAGGUUUUCCAACAAUCAAACUCCGGCCACAUUGUGGAGAGGCUGGUGAUGUUGACCAUUUGUCUGCUGGAUUCCUUCUAUGCCAUAAUAUAUCACAUGGGAUCAAUUUGCGGAAGUCCCCUGUACUGCAGUAUCUGUAUUAUCUUGCUCAGAUUGGACUGGCUAUGUCUCCACUGAGCAAUAACUCCCUUUUCCUGGAUUAUCAUCGCAACCCAUUUCCAAUGUUUUUCCAGCGAGGUCUAAAUGUCUCUCUCUCGUCCGAUGAUCCGUUACAAAUUCAUUUGACAAAGGAGGCACUUGUUGAAGAAUACAGUGUUGCUGCACAGGUUUGGAAGCUCAGUGCUUGCGACUUGUGUGAGGUAGCCAGGAAUUCUGUUUAUCAGUCUGGAUUUUCACAUGCAGCGAAGCUGCAUUGGCUUGGAGGCAAAUAUUUCUUGAGAGGUCCAGAAAGUAAUGAUAUUCACAAGACAAAUGUCCCUAAACUGCGCAUAGCCUUCCGACAUGAAACUUGGAAGGAAGAACUGCAGUAUGUCUACUCUGGAAAAGCAAGAAUCCCCGUAGAUAUCGACAAUUAUUGAGGGAAGAUAUAUUUUUGCAGAUGUGAAAUUUCCUACUCAUUAUGAUGCAUUCAUAUUUGGUUUAGUAAUUAGUUAAAGGCCCCUAAGUUUUGGCAGGAUUGCUUUGAUCUAGUAUUAAAAUCCUUAAUUUUGACAAAUUUUAUGUAUUUUGAGGUCCAUGUAUCAUUCUUUCCUCAUACUUUAAAUCAAUAUAUCCGGCUGCCAUAUGAAUAAAUAGGAGCAUCCAAGUAGAUUGUGUUUUGAGAUCAAUCUAUCCGGCUUACAUAUCAGUCUAUUCAAAUUCACACCUUCUUCUA